Cynoglossus semilaevis (tongue sole) is the source of this 4955-nucleotide messenger RNA. RefSeq names its product BCL2 apoptosis regulator b (gene bcl2b). Gene Ontology annotation, molecular function: BH domain binding. Bases 1092 to 1805 code for a protein of 237 amino acids. Gene Ontology annotation, biological process: intrinsic apoptotic signaling pathway in response to DNA damage; release of cytochrome c from mitochondria; regulation of apoptotic process. The record is from RefSeq and is a predicted model, not a curated record. Gene Ontology annotation, cellular component: mitochondrial outer membrane. The transcript is spliced from 2 exons. NCBI's taxonomy places the organism in Eukaryota, Metazoa, Chordata, Actinopteri, Pleuronectiformes, Cynoglossidae.
AGCCGCGACUUUUGGAAACUGCAUGCACGUGUAUUCCUGGGAUGGUGGUGGUAAAUUUAAUGUAUUCCCUUUGAUGAGAUUUUAAUCUUCCAUGAGGGGGACUUUCCAGCAGCCCCCUCUCAUUUUUGCUUCAUGCUACAAGAUUUCAGACGCUUUGGUUUGUCCCAUCUGAGAAUAAGAAGCAGAGAUAUGGUCUGAGACCAGAGAGGGCAUCAAAGACCUGGGGAAACUGUAUACAGGUACAUUAAUUUUGUACUGCAACACUGAAUGUCAGACCACAAGGGGGUGGCUGGACCACAUCAAAGAGCGUCUCCCUGUGAAUGGGAUGAUCCUGUGCUCCGCAUGAAUUAAACACGACCGUCUUAAGGCACGUGUGUUGCUCCACAGCCAAAUAAAUGCCCUCCUUGUCUGUAUUUCCAGGCAAGUUGUGUAUUUCUGUGCUAACGGGGACGCACUUAACGAGGAGAGUUGUGUUUUUAAGUGUGCUUGGAGACUCCGAGCGGAGUCACAGGAAUUUGUGUGCGUGGCUGACGUCAGGAAAACCUCACAUGCAGAGUGCAGCCCACUGCUAGUGGGCUGGGUGCUGCGCUGAGGAGGAUCCGAGCAGCAGCCGUGGGAGACGAGGGCUCAGUCCGACCUUGUCCGGCGCACAGUUGCGCGUAAACGCUGCUGCAACACUUGGCCGUUUGACGGUGGUCGGUGCUGUGUGUAGUUUUCUUUUCUUUUCAUUUGUAACCCAUUUACUCCUGGGGCUGAGUGUGCACGGGAGAUCGACACUACUCCAAUCCUCUUCCGCAUAUUCGAUUUCCAUGCAGAGAGAAGGUCGUCUGCGUCUUUCCAAGGAUUCGGGAAAUGAAGACAGCUGUCCACAACGACUCGGGACAUUUCUGACUUUUGACGCGUUUCUUCAACAGUUUUAAUUUGGGAAUUUUUCCCAACUUUGACAGCGUUUUUGCUUCUUAACUGGGAUUCCUAGUCGUACUGCUCGCAUUACAGUAUAUAUUAAAACAGUUUUUUUUCUCAGCGUGGGAAAAACGCGUGAGGCGCACACAUCGAUAAUAAUGAUGCAUUCCAUUUAGGACAGCUUUUGUAUGUACUUGGUGCCAAAUUCUGCUGGAAUGGCGAGCGAGUGUAACCGCUAUAUAGUGGAAAAGUACAUCUGCCAUAAACUCGCCAAGCGUGGGUACGUGUGGGAGCACGACGAGGACCGAGAUGGAGACGCUGCUAAUAAUGGCUCAAUAGUUUCCCGUCCACCGACUCUGGUUCACCGGUGCCGUGGUGCCAGCACCGGGCCUGGGAACGACGGCAUCCCUAACCUCUGCAAACGGCCACCUGCGCCCGAGGCGCACGCCGCCAUUCACAGAGUCCUGCGCGAAGCCGGAGACGAACUGGAGCGACUGUACCAGCCGGACUUCUCAGAGAUGUCACGGCAGCUCUAUCUCACCUCCAGCACGGCGCAGAGGAGAUUCACCGAGGUGAUUGACGAACUGUUCCGGGACGGCGUGAACUGGGGCCGGAUUAUCGCCUUCUUCGAGUUUGGAGGCGUCGUGUGUGUGGAGUGUGCGGCUAAGGAGGACUUGACGCCGCAAGUGGAGCAGGUCGUGGACUGGAUGACAGAGUAUUUAAAUGGACCUCUUAACAUCUGGAUUAAAGAGAACGGGGGAUGGGAUGCCUUUGUGGAGCUGUACGACAGACAGGGGGAGUCUGCCUUCAGCUGCUCCUGGCCCUCCAUCAAGACCGUCUUUGGUCUGGCUGCACUGGGGGCCGCCAGCCUCACCAUCGGAGCGUAUCUGACCCAGAAGUGAAGGAGACCUGCGCUCUGUCUGCUCAACUUUAUUUCCCUCACUUCCUGCGCCCUUUCCCUUGCUUUUGUGCCUCUCUGUAUUCCUUUUAAAGAUGCUCCUGACCCCGCAGAGACGGGCUUUAGACUCUUUUGAAUCUGGUUCUCUUCAAAGCCUUCUUUCACUAUAACUCCCUCUUCUUCGCCCCUUCAUGUCAAAACAGACACAAAUCAAAACAAGUGGAAGAGCCAGAUGCAUGGCCCAUGCAGAGAAAUGGACGUCUGGAAAAGUGGAGGCUUAGAUGUAAUCGCACUAAGUUGAAAGAGAAAGAGAGAGAGAGAGGAAUGCCUCUCUUUUUUGUUUUGUGUUUUUUUUUUCUGCCUGCUUCUUUACUAGUUAGAGCAUGAAAAGUGAGUGUUAGUGUAGGUGCUGCAUGUGUCAGGGUGUAAACCAGACUCCUGUCUGAAGGACUUGAUGAUCGAGUGAAAGGACAAUGAAGGUGAUGAUGAUUAUGAUGAUGAUGAUGAUGAUGUUGAUAGUGGUGAUGAUAAAGAUGCCAUGCUGGAGAGAAAGAAUACCCAUGUGUUGCCCCCUGCUUGUUAGGCUGAAGACCCUCGUUUGAACUGUGGACUCCACUUUUCCUCCCUACAGCCGUCCUUCAAAGGACUUCCUCCACAGAGCAGCUGCUCAGCAUGUCGAAUAAUGGACGCAUCUCAGAAACCGGCACAGCGUGUGUCCGUGCCGCUUUCACGCCUCAGACAGCUCCGCGGAGUGAACGCCGUACACACUGCUCCAUUGUACUCUCCCUGGUCUGUGCUACAGGAGUAUGAGACAGCGAAAGACUGAGCUCAGCUUUUCAGAGUUAUGGAAAGCAGCCUUUUUUUAACUUUAUUUUUAAUAUUAAUUUCAUUUCUUGGCACACUCUAAACCCGGCAGAGAUGUUUUUUCUUUCUAACCAGUAAAAAACACAGCAGAGAAACCUGUCACUGUAGAGGAAUGAUGGUUAAAAAAGUGAUGACCCAGGCACAAAACGGUGCGUCUGCAUUUGGAAUUUUAAUAUCUGUGUAAACCUCACGCAACAUACAGUGCAUUUGGGAUGGGGUGCAUCCAAAGGUGCCUCCAUGUGAGGGCAUCGCAUCCACCUGAAAAAAUCUUAAUAGUGUUUUUUCUAAUACAAUGACGAAAUACAAAAUAAUUUUGGUUUUGUCGAGAUAACGAGGUAAAAUUUCCUAAUAAAAGUACAAAGCUCUGUUUUUUCAUGAAUAAUUCAAAUAUUCUAAUGGAAUUUUAUGCCACACAGAUGGUUUAAACACCAACCUUUUUUGCAAAUAACAAUAACAGUUAAAGAUAUUUCAGCAGACUAUUCCCCCUCAGACGGCCUCCUUGUUGUUAGCUCUAACCCAGCAGUGGUUUGGUAUUUUCUACCUCUGUUGCAGUUGUUGUUUUUAAUAUUCUCACAGUCCAUGCGAGUUGACAAAGGAUGGAGUUGAGGUGGCUCUGUCAUGUUCUGGGUCUGCAUUCUACCUAAGCCCACACCACGACUCUGUCAUGUCAGAAUCCACCAUUGUUUUUGGUGUGACAUGGCACCACCCCUGGAAACAGGAAGUGGUUUUGGAACCUGAGACGUUGUCACUGUCUGUCUGCAUCCAGUUAUUGAUUUUAUUCUUUCAGUCUGUUUUUUUUUUUUUUUUUUUUUUGGUUGAUGUUGGUCUUGUGUUACAGUCUGAGAGAAAAUUUAGGGCUGUCUUGGGGAUGUUGGGAGAUGGUUUGCAGUAGAGGUCGUGGCAUGUGGUUGAAUUUAAGAUGACAUUCAGACAGGCCGGUUGCCAAGAUUCAAUGAAGAAAUGUGAAAACAAAAAAUGAUACAAAUAACAUAAAAAACAAGUAAUGUAGAUAAAAGUCUAACUUUCACCUGGUCGGACUGUUUUGAGUCUUGACAUGUGUCUCUGUGACCUGUUGCCAAGUAACUCAUGGGCGGCUACCGGUCUGUGGCCUGGUGGUUGAGAACCUCUUCAAUACAAUACAGCAAAAGUUGGUAAAAAAAAUCUUUUGUUUUUAUUAAUUUUAUUUUUGUUAAGUUGUUAACAGACCCUGUCCUCACACAAUGAAAUAUAACCAUACAUAUAUUCAUGGAAUAGGUUAGAAAAUAACAGAGAAGUUGCUUUUUUUUUCUAUUUAUUACGAGGUACCAGAUCAGAUUUCAAACAUUUCUUUGACUAGAACGGCAUUUCCUGUUCUAUGGAUUAACACUGUAACUACAUUUUUUCCUGGCUGCUAAUAUAACAAAAAAAAAGAUUAAAAAGUGAUUUUCUGUGUUGUAUUAUAAUUGGCUUAAGGCUGCUAUACUGUUGAUUCCACUUUUAUUUUACAGCUUACAACUGCCACAAUUUAACAGUAUAGUUCUAGAGAGCUAGAAACCAAAGGUAACAUGUAUUAAUCUUUACUUUAAAAGGACAAAAAACAAAAGAAAAACACACAAAAAGUCAAAUAGUAGCUUGAUGGUAAUAUACUGUAUGUCGCUGGACUUCACUGCUGCUCAGUGAUGGUUUGUGAUCUCUCUGUGGAGGGUUUAUCUCGUGUUACUGUACUAUACCAGAUUAACUUUGUGCUCACAUAAUUAUAUGUAAAAAUGUUGACAUGCCAGCUCUGAAAACGCACGCACACACACACACACACACACACACUGUUUGUUUGGUUCUUUUUUGUUUUGUUUUGCAAGCAGUUCACAUAGUGCAUAGUGCAUUAUUCAAAUAUUCUCCUUACCCUGAUCCCUAACCUAACUCUAAUCUCACCCUAAUCUUAACCCUUACUCCAAACGAAAUCUUGAACCUCAAAAUAUCCUAAAAGUCCCCACAAGGACAAAGUGUCCCUAUAACAAUGGCCUUGUCCCUACAAGUGUCGCUCUAUCAACACACACACACACACACACACACACACACUCACCAACCUAAUCAUUGGGAGUGUGUAGGAGAGGAAGAGUCCAACAGCAAUAUACUGUAAGUUUGAUAUUCUUUGUGCAUUUAUGAAUGUAGGGCACUAUGGUUGCUGUACUGUUUUAUGUCUAUAAUUGCAAACCUGUAGCACUUAAAAAAAUGUGUUUCUGUUGUUUACUGCUAUAUCAACGAUAAGCUAGUGGGAUCAUAUUGUUCCUAAUAAACUGAUUUCUCAAAUGUC